This is a messenger RNA of Trichechus manatus latirostris (Florida manatee), 5340 nucleotides long. It is a transcript of the gene TAF2, whose product is annotated as TATA-box binding protein associated factor 2. The record is from RefSeq and is a predicted model, not a curated record. Gene Ontology annotation, biological process: transcription initiation at RNA polymerase II promoter. NCBI's taxonomy places the organism in Eukaryota, Metazoa, Chordata, Mammalia, Sirenia, Trichechidae. Gene Ontology annotation, molecular function: RNA polymerase II general transcription initiation factor activity; transcription cis-regulatory region binding; chromatin binding. Bases 2095 to 5088 code for a protein of 997 amino acids. The transcript is spliced from 21 exons. Gene Ontology annotation, cellular component: transcription factor TFIID complex.
AUAAUGAAAUUCUUUAUCUUUCUUAACUGUGCAUUUAACUAUCAAGAACAUCACUAGAAAGAAAAUGUUUCUUUAACUGAUAUAUUUAAUGAUACGAAUUCUUGAAUGAAUACCCUUCAAAAUGUCAUAUUAAAAUUUUAGGUCUUUUUCAACAGGGGGCUUAGCGUUCCAAAAGAUCAUCAAGCCUAUCUUGAUUACUAAUUCUGUCAUUAUUGUCAUCUUGUUUGCCAUAUGUUUAUGAAUGUUCUGUUCCCAUCUCUGGAAUUUUAAAUACUGCAAUUUCAAAAUUACAAAGCAAGAUUUAAUCUCACUUCAGGGUAUACAGAGGAAAAAAGAAAAGCCUGAGGUAGCAUUAGAAUUCUGAUCAGCACACUCAUGAAGAUUUCUUUCAGGUUUAACUUAGGCAUUUUACAGUUUCCGCCCAUCCCACAUCUUGUCAUAAAUCAUAUAUCAGUUGAUAGGCCAAAUAGUACUUUUAGGCCUUCCCAGGCAUGAGACUUCUUGUGGUUAGAAAGUAAUUCAUUGGUUGUUGACCCUCUUAGCCUCUAUAUCUAUAUAAAAUAACAUUUGAAUGGCUGUCUUUUUAUUUACUAUUGGUCUUUUAUAUUUUCUAUGUAAUUUUUUAUAUUGAAAGCGUAUGCUGUGACCAUGUAUAUCGCAGCAGCAUUUCUUGCAGUUACGUGAGCAAAAAAUUGAGGAGAACCAGGUCUAGAAAGACUAUCUGUGAGCUCCUCGGUCUCCCUUUCCUGAAAUUCACAAGUUUGAUAAAAUCACUCACGGAGAAGAUUCCACAUGUUUUGUGAAUGGUUUUGCUUCUGCUGUCCUAAUACAGACUCUUUUAAAAGUGUAUCCACUGAUAAGAUUGGCAGUGAACUUUAUCUUUGGUAAAUGAUCAAUUUGAAAAUCACUUUUUUUAAAUUAGCACCGACUUUGUAUUUAGGAAGAAUUUUUUUUCCUACUCUGAGCUGUUGGAUGGCAGUAAGGUAAAUAACAGUCAAGCAGUGUUUUCUUGAAUACUCAGAGCCCAUGACUUUGUUCCUCUCUGUCUCAAAUAGAUGGUAGUUGUUACCAGCAUUCUCAGUACAUUUGCUUUUGUGUAAAUUUGUCUGAACAUGAGUCCUUUUUUUGAUGAACAGUAUUUUAUGUUUUUGGUUGUGUAUAAAGAGGUGUGUUGAUCGUGAUGCUGUUUGGGCCCUGGCCAUUAAUAAUUUAUAGAAGCUCAUUCCCCACUAUUAUGGUGCCCUCUUAUUUAUAAUGUUCCAGAAGAAUAAUUUUAAUCAUAUGUUAAAAAUUGUCCUUGCUUCUACAAUCCUGCAGUAAUCAGAACUCUAUAGCAUGACUUUCAAGUUCUAGAAUUUUAUCCCAAUUUUCCUUUCUAGCGUUUUCCUCACUCAGAAUAAUUUACAUGUAUUUCUCUGAUCAUACCUUAUUUAUUUCUAUCUCUGCUUGGAUAUCCUCUUUCCCCUUCUUAAGCUAUCUAACUUGUCCAGCUCAAAAGAAUUAACUGAUCUCUGUCCUUGUUAAUGCCAUUCAUUUGACACAGAGCCAUAAUAUGAGACGUAUGUGAUAUUUGUGUGUUCAUGUCCAAGAUGAGAUGUAACCUGGUAAGAAAAUCAGAAUUACUAUUUUUGUUGCAGACAUUUCUUGUUAAUGAACUUCCCUAAAGCUUCCGGUAUGUAGUUAAGAUGUUAGAGAAGAACUAUAGUAAUUGUUUUUUAUAUUCAGUGAAGAUAGUUUAAUUAACAUUUACUUAUUAGGAUAGUACUAUGAUGUGCAACAUUCACUUGGUUAGACAUUUAUGAAUAAAAGCUAUAUUAAAUGUUUUUUGUUAUGUAUAUAUUUGCAGAAAAAAUUUUCAUUUUGAACCGAAGUUAAAUUUUCAGUGGAUCUAGGCAUUUUGUAGGCUUGUAAUUCAUCAUGAAUUUUUUUAAGUCCAGUGAAUAUUUUGUUAACAUGGUCAGUAAAAGUAAUGACUAAUUUCACAGUAUCAGUUUCUUUUUUAGUAUCAUGAAAUUUGUAAAAAAAAUUUGAACAUUUAUUUAUAAUUGAGAUAUUUAGGAAUUUUAAAAUAUUAAAGUUAACUCUUCCAUCUAAAUGAUUUUUCUCCUUGCUUUGCGUUUUCAGGUGACUCAUUUUUGUUUACCCCAACUUCUUCCAUUGCUUAAACAUACUACGUCAUAUCUUCAUGAAGUCUUUGAAUUUUAUGAGGAAAUUCUUACAUGUCGAUACCCAUACUCCUGUUUUAAAACUGUGUUCAUCGAUGAGGCUUAUGUUGAAGUGGCUGCUUAUGCUUCCAUGAGCAUUUUUAGCACAAAUCUUUUACACAGUGCCAUGAUUAUAGAUGAGACACCUUUGACUAGAAGGUGUUUAGCCCAGUCCUUGGCCCAGCAGUUUUUUGGAUGUUUCAUAUCCAGAAUGUCUUGGUCUGAUGAAUGGGUGCUGAAGGGAAUUUCAGGCUAUAUUUAUGGACUUUGGAUGAAAAAAACUUUUGGUGUUAAUGAGUACCGCCACUGGAUUAAGGAGGAACUAGACAAAAUAGUGGCGUAUGAAUUGAAGACUGGUGGAGUUUUAUUGCAUCCCAUUUUUGGUGGAGGGAAAGAGAAGGAUAAUCCAGCAUCCCACCUACACUUUUCAAUAAAGCAUCCACAUACACUCUCCUGGGAAUAUUACACUAUGUUCCAGUGUAAAGCUCACCUUGUGAUGAGAUUGAUUGAAAAUAGGAUCAGUAUGGAAUUUAUGCUGCAAGUUUUCAAUAAACUGCUAAGUCUGGCUAGUACUGCUUCAUCUCAGAAGUUCCAGUCACAUAUGUGGAGUCAGAUGUUGGUUUCCACAUCUGGGUUUUUGAAGUCCAUCUCCAAUGUCUCUGGCAAAGACAUCCAGCCUUUAAUAAAGCAGUGGGUAGACCAGAGUGGAGUAGUAAAAUUUUAUGGAAGUUUUGCAUUUAAUAGAAAACGAAAUGUCUUGGAAUUGGAAAUAAAACAAGAUUAUACAUCUCCUGGAACUCAGAAAUAUGUGGGACCACUUAAAGUAACAGUGCAGGAGUUAGAUGGAUCCUUCAAUCAUACAUUGCAAAUUGAAGAAAACAGCCUUAAACAUGAUAUACCCUGCCAUUCCAAAAGCAGACGAAAUAAGAAGAAAAAGAUUCCGCUGAUGAAUGGAGAAGAAGUUGACAUGGAUCUUUCUGCAAUGGAUGCUGAUUCCCCGUUACUGUGGAUAAGGAUAGACCCAGAUAUGUCAGUACUGAGGAAGGUAGAAUUUGAACAAGCAGAUUUUAUGUGGCAGUACCAACUCCGCUAUGAGAGGGAUGUUGUUGCACAGCAGGAAUCCAUCUUAGCCUUGGAGAAGUUCCCUACUCCAGCCUCUCGGCUUGCACUCACUGACAUAUUAGACCAAGAACAGUGUUUCUACCGAGUAAGAAUGUCAGCUUGCUUCUGUCUUGCGAAGAUUGCAAAUUCCAUGGUGAGCACAUGGACAGGACCACCAGCUAUGAAGUCACUCUUCACUAGAAUGUUUUGUUGUAAAACUUGUCCAAACAUUGUGAAAACAAACAACUUUUUGAGCUUUCAAAGUUAUUUUCUACAGAAGACUAUGCCAGUUGCAAUGGCUUUGUUGAGAGAUGUUCAUAACCUCUGUCCCAAAGAAGUCUUAACGUUUAUUUUAGACUUAAUCAAGUAUAAUGAUAACAGAAAAAAUAAGUUUUCAGAUAACUAUUAUCGUGCAGAAAUGAUUGAUGCCCUUGCCAACUCUGUUACACCUGCAGUCAGUGUGAAUAAUGAAGUUAGAACUUUGGAUAACUUGAAUCCUGAUGUGCGACUCAUUCUUGAAGAGAUCACCAGGUUUUUGAAUAUGGAAAAACUUCUUCCAAGUUAUAGACAUACCAUCACUGUUAGUUGUUUGAGAGCCAUACGGGUGCUUCAGAAGAAUGGACAUGUGCCAAGCGAUCCAGCUCUUUUUAAGUCUUAUGCUGAAUAUGGCCAUUUUGUGGACAUUAGGAUAGCAGCUUUGGAAGCAGUUGUUGAUUAUACUAAAGUGGACAGGAGUUAUGAAGAACUACAGUGGCUACUUAAUAUGAUUCAGACUGAUCCUGUACCCUAUGUAAGGCAUAAGAUUUUAAACAUGUUGACUAAGAAUCCACCUUUUACUAAGAAUAUGGAAUCUCCUUUAUGCAAUGAAGCCCUGGUAGAUCAGCUUUGGAAACUUAUGAACUCUGGUACUUCACAUGACUGGAGGUUACGGUGUGGUGCUGUGGACUUGUACUUCACACUUUUUGGCCUCAGUAGACCUUCCUGCUUACCUUUGCCAGAGCUUGGGUUGGUUCUUAAUUUAAAGGAGAAAAAAGCUGUGUUGAAUCCUACCAUAAUUCCAGAGGCAGUAGCAGGCAACCAGGAAGUUGCGAGUAAUCCAAGCAGUCACCCACAGCUAGUUGGAUUUCAGAACACAGAAGAUGAUCACCUUGCCAAGGAAGCAUCAUGUAAUAUAUCAGCUCAUCAGCAGGGAGUGAAGAGGAAGGCUGAUACACCACUGGGGUCCCCACUAGAACCUGGUCAAAUACUGGAGAAGAAUGAGGAUAGCAGUAAAGUCAAACUCAAAAUCAGAUUCUCAAAUUCUCAAGAUGAGGAGGAAAUUGAUAUGGAUACUGUUCAUGAUAGCCAGGCUUUCAUUUCUCAUCAUUUGAACAUGCUGGAAAGGCCAUCAACUCCAGGGCUGUCUAAAUAUCGGCCAGCCAGUUCCCGGUCGGCUUUAGUGCCCCAGCACUCAUCAGGCUGCGAUGGCACACCCACCACAAAACCCCCGUGGAGUAUGGAGCUUGCACGUAAAGGAACAGGGAAAGAACAGUCACCCUUGGAGAUGAGUAUGCAUCCAGCAGUGGCACCUCCACUCUCAGUGUUUUCUAAGGAGUCUACCUCCUCCAAACACAGUGACCACCAUCACCACCAUCACCACGAGCACAAGAAAAAGAAGAAGAAGCACAAGCAUAAGCACAAGCACAAGCAUAAGCAUGACAGCAAAGAAAAGGACAAGGAGCCUUUUACUUACCACAGCCCCGCCAGUGGCAGGUCUAUUCGUUCCCCCUCCCUUUCAGACUGAGAAGGGGACAGAGAGACCUUUCCCUUAGUAUCCAGAAGAUUGUAUAUAAUGAAAGCUUUGUCCUCAUAAAGAAUGAUAAAAGGGAAGGAAAGGGGGAAAAAAAGUUGCCUCUCGUAUGAAAUUCAGAAUCCAUUUAAAUUCUGAACAUUUGAUUUACGUUAUUUAUACAAUUGAGAUCUAAUUGGGAAAAUGUGUUUUCUAGUUUGGCUAAACCAUUUUGUCCCUUGUUCUGUCUUUAAAACACACACACAC